AUGUGGAAUCGGUUUACUGAGGGUCUGGCCGACAUUGUCGCACCUGAGGAGGGCAUUGGACAGGAGGAGCAAGACGAUACCGACCAGCUCUGGAACCGUUUAUCUUCCGUAGUAGCACCUCUUCCCGUGUCUCCCGAUAGUACUGAAGCUGCUAGGAAUGACGAAGACGAACAAGAUCAAUAUAUUUGUGACCUGGAGCGAGCGUUAUUGCAACGGAAGAAACAAAACGAAGCGCUGGAAACGAAAGUCCAAGAGCUUGAAAGACGUGAAGGGGAACGACAAUUACAAAAACAAUUGAAAGAGCAGGAGGUGGAGAUUGCUCAGCAGAAGGCUGAUAUCGAGAGGCUGCAAGCAGCACGACAUGACAUUGGAACCUUGCACAUGGAAAAUGGAGAAAUACCCCUAGGGUUGAACCAGGAACAACUUGUGCAGGAGUUGCACCAAUCUCAAGCUCAGGUUGAUGCCCUAUUAGCAAGAUGCCAAGCUCACGAGAAGGAGUUGGUUUCACUACGUAGUAGAGUGAAAGAGUUGCAGACAGCCAACGAGACGUUGCAAAAGGAGAAGCGAGAAAUUCGCGUAAGAUUAGCUGAGUAUGAACAAGGAUAUGUGGAGAUGCUGGCGGAGAUGGAGCAGAUGAAGGCGGUAAACGAGAAAGAGAAGGCAACAUUGCUGGUCGAAAGCGAGGCGCAUGUGAGCUCAAUCGACAAUCAGCGACUGUAUGAUCUGGAAGCUCGACUGAAGACGUCAGAAGCGGAUAAGGUGGUCGCUCAGCAAGAUGCGGAAAGAUUACAGCGUGAUUUGGAUGCUCUUGAAGGUGUCCUGCAUCAGUUCCAGGUCGAUAACAAGGCCCAGAAGAAGCAUGUUGCUGCAGUGGAAGCAGAGCUGGAACGGGCCACAAGUGAGUUGCAGACGCGUCAACCCCUCUCGGAGCCUAACGAAGAAGCAAUGGACGAUUUGGAUCGGGUAAUGGAAAAACUUGCGAAGAAGACGCAUGAGUGUGAGAAGCUUCGUGAGGCACUUGAAAGCACAGCAACUCAAUACAACUCAGAGCGUGACGUCUUGGACAAGAGACUUGCUGCUCAACUUGUGGUGGCGUACGUGGACAGCAACAAGAAGGGCGAAGUACUUCAACUCAUGGCACGAAUUAUGGGAUUUACGGAGGAUGAAAAACGCCGUGUUGGCGUGGGCUACCCAAUACAAGGUAACGGCGGAGGUGGGCUCUUCUCGUCGAUAAUCGGGCUCGUGGCUCCAGGUGAAGGUGCAUCCACCUCUGUUGAUCCAUCUACGAUUGAAGGCAAGAAUUUUGCAGAUAUCUGGUCCGAGUUUUUGCUUGAGGAAGCAUCCAAAGGACAAUAA
This is a messenger RNA of Peronospora farinosa, 1356 nucleotides long. Lineage: Eukaryota; Oomycota; Peronosporomycetes; Peronosporales; Peronosporaceae. The record is from the annotation of a GenBank genome assembly.